CGAUGCGCUAGAAGCACUUUGCUGCUUCUCGUGCUCGUUUAUUGUUAGUUAGCUUAGCUCGCUAGUUAGCUUAGCUUGUUAGCUGCUAACAGAAGUUAUCAACACAUCGCUAAGUAGAGAUCAAGUGUGAGAGUAAAGUGUUGUGAUUGUGUGAAAAUGUCUACAUUACACAUGUUGAGAGCGUUGGUGGAUCAGCGACUAACUGCUGCCGUUGAAGAAAUAUUUGUAGUGUUAGAAAGAACGAUAGCAGAAUACGAGGCGGAACUUUCUAGAACAAAGGAGGAGAACAAUCGACUACUGGACGCUGUUUUCAAGAAACAUCAAGUUGUGUUACACAGAACAGACGUCCAGCAGCCCCCUCACAUUAAAUAUGAUGAGGAGGAUCCACAGCCCCCUCACAUGAAAGAGGAAGAUGAGGAAGUGUGGAUCAGUCAGGAGGGAGAGUGUGUUGUAGGGCAGGAGGAGGAUGAUGUCAGCAAGUUUCCACUGACUGUUGUCUCUGUGAAGACUGAGGAGCAUGAAGACAAAGCACCUGAGUCCUCACAUCUUCAUCACAGUCCAAACGUCCAGCGGGUGUCAGCGGGGAGUCAUGAAGAGGAGUGGCACACCAGUGUGGGACAGAAGGAGCUACAGGCCCCCUCCCACAUUAAAGAGGAGCAGCUUCAUGAUGAAGAUGAAGCUCAGUCCUUACAGCUUCAUCACAGUCAAAGUGAGGAGAACAGAGGGGCGGAGCUUGUAAGUCAACACAUCACAGAAGCUGAUGGAGAGCAUUGUGAAGAUAUCAAGUCAGAACCAGACAGCAUCUUUGCUCCACUGUCAGACAUGGACCACAUGAUAUCAGACUCUUCUGAUCACAGUGACCACAUCCAAAAACCUCUGGAGAGUAAAAAUGACUCUAAAGGUGAUACGAGACAUCACACUAACAACAAACACUUUGACUGCUCUGAAUGUGGGAAAUCAUUUAGACAGAAGAGUGAUUGUACAAGACACAUGAGAAUACAUACUGGAGAGAAACCUUUUACUUGCUCUGUUUGUAAGAAGAUUUUUUCUAGAAAGCCACACAUGACCAGACACAUGAGAACACACACUGGGGAGAAACCUUUUACUUGCUCUGUUUGUAAGAAGAGUUUCUCCACAAAGCCACACAUGACCAGACACAUGAGGACACACACUGGGGAGAAACCUUUUACUUGCUCUGUUUGUAAGAAGAGUUUCUCCACAAAGCUUACCAUGAUAUUACACAUGAGAACACACACUGGAGAGAAACCUUUUACUUGCUCUAUUUGUAAGAGGAGUUUCUCCACAAAGCAAACCAUGACCACACACAUGACAAUACACACUGGAGAGAAACCGUUUAGUUGCACUGUGUGUGAUAAGAUGUUCAGGUUUAAGAAGCAGGUGAGUAAACACAAGUGUGUAACAGUCAUGGAAGCUGCAGGGAUGUAAAAACACUUAAACAGUGAUUGUGCUAAAUGUAGUUUAAAAACACAGCAUGUUUAAUAUGAAUGUAUAUUUGAUGUUGUAUGUAGUGCUUCUCAUCUUCUAGUCUUAUAUGUUGUCCUGUACUUACUUUUUAAGUUGUGUGCAUGUAUUGAAUAUUAAAUAUGUAGCUACUAUUUUUUUUGUGUCAUUGUUAAAGAGAGGACAUCUUAUU
Molecule: messenger RNA, 1654 nt
Organism: Nerophis lumbriciformis (worm pipefish)
Lineage: Eukaryota; Metazoa; Chordata; Actinopteri; Syngnathiformes; Syngnathidae
Biological process (GO): regulation of gene expression
Cellular component (GO): nucleus
Source: RefSeq, a predicted model, not a curated record